This is a messenger RNA of Naegleria lovaniensis, 456 nucleotides long. RefSeq lists its product as uncharacterized. Gene Ontology annotation, molecular function: nucleoside diphosphate kinase activity. The coding region runs from base 1 to 456 and encodes 151 amino acids. Gene Ontology annotation, biological process: UTP biosynthetic process; CTP biosynthetic process; GTP biosynthetic process. The record is from RefSeq and is a predicted model, not a curated record. NCBI's taxonomy places the organism in Eukaryota, Heterolobosea, Eutetramitea, Acrasida, Naegleriidae. The transcript has 3 exons.
AUGUCCAACGAAAGAACUUUCAUUGCUUUGAAGCCUGAUGCUGUCCAACGUGGAUUGGUUGGUACCAUCAUUGCUAGAUUUGAACAAAAGGGAUUCAAGUUGGUCGCUUUGAAGCUUAUUACUCCAUCUGCUGAUUUGGCCAAGAAGCACUACGCUGAACAUGAUGGCAAGCCAUUCUUCAAUGGUUUGGUUGAGUUCUUGACCAGUGGUCCAGUUGCUGCUAUGGUUUGGGAAGGAAAGGGAGUCGUUGCUGCUGCCAGAAAGAUGAUUGGUGCUACUAAGCCAUUGGAAAGUGCUCCAGGUACUAUCAGAGGCGAUUUUGCUAUUGAUGUUGGUAGAAACAUUAUUCACGGAAGUGAUGCUGUUGAAACAGCCCAACGUGAAAUUGCUUUAUGGUUCCAAGACAGUGAAUUGAACGAAUGGACUCCAACUCCAAACAAGUGGAUCUAUGAAUAA